CAUUGACCAUCCGUUGGAAUUUCUCUUCUCUUGUGAAUUGGGAAGUGUGAGAGACUGAAGUUUUUAUGAGUACUCCUGCCAGAAGAAGACUGAUAAGGGAUUUUAAGAAGCUGCAACAAGACCCUCCCAGUGGUUGUAGCGGUGCCCCUUGUGAAAAUGAUAUCAUGCGCUGGAAUGCAGUCAUUCUAGGUCCAGAAGAUAGUAUUUGGGAAGGCGGCACUUUUAAAUUAACUUUUCAAUUCACUGAAGACUAUCCUAAUAAACCUCCUACCGUGAAAUUUAUUUCCAAAAUGUACCACCCCAAUAUUUACUCGGAUGGAAGUAUUUGUCUCGAUAUUUUACAAAACCAGUGGAGUCCUAUCUACGAUAUUUCAGCGAUUUUGACUUCCAUUCAGUCUCUUUUGUGUGAUCCUAAUCCUAAUUCGCCUGCAAAUUCAGAGGCAGCCAGACUCUAUCAGGAGAAUCGAAGAGAAUAUGAUCGUCGUGUGCAAGAAGUUGUAGAAGAGUCGUGGAAAGGAUAGUCUAACGUCUAUGUUGGAGAAGAAGAAGAAUAUGAACAACAAAAUAUAAACGAUGGAAUCAAGUUUCUGUGUUGUA
Galdieria sulphuraria is the source of this 597-nucleotide messenger RNA. RefSeq names its product ubiquitin-conjugating enzyme E2. Lineage: Eukaryota; Rhodophyta; Bangiophyceae; Galdieriales; Galdieriaceae. The coding region runs from base 66 to 521 and encodes 151 amino acids. Gene Ontology annotation, molecular function: ubiquitin conjugating enzyme activity. The transcript has 6 exons. Gene Ontology annotation, biological process: proteasome-mediated ubiquitin-dependent protein catabolic process; DNA repair; protein polyubiquitination. The record is from RefSeq and is a predicted model, not a curated record.